AUGCCGCUCGUCAAGCGCAAGGUCGUCGAGCUCGUCCCGCCCCCCAUCGCUUCGGGCUCCGACGACCCGGACGUCUUCUACCUCGCACAGACCGGCGAGCUCUUCCCCGAUUUCGAGUCGUACUCCAACCGCCUCACCUUCUACAACCAAAAGAUCUUCCAAUGCGAGCUCACCGGUCGCAUCAACCUCACCUACUUCGAUGCGCUCAAGAGCGAACGCAAGGAGGCCAUCGCACUCCACAAGAUCUUCCCCGAACAGCUCAAGGCGCCCGUCCUCCGCGCCGUCCAGUUCCAGAUCACGGGUCGCAUCGACGAACUCGUCGACCUCGUCUACGACCGCUUCAAGCACCGCUUCUUCCCCGGAGAGACCGUCUACUUUGACCUCGACGGUGACAAGUACUAUGCGCUCGUCUCCCACGUCAAGCCACCGCCUACGCCUGCUCCCGCGACAGCCAACGGCCACGAUGCCCAAGCGCAGAUCAAGCAGGAGCCCAACGGCCACGACACCCACUCGUCGCACUCCAGCCCGCGCUCGUCCCCAUCCCCGUCGCCCGCACCCAUCCACACCGUCGGCACCGACUUGGCGCUCGAGCUCGACGCCGCCAACCAGGCCGACGACCCGGCCAACUACGUCUACCACGUCGACCUCAUCGACGACGAGGACCAGCCCACGGGCGGCACGCACAUCACCUCGUCCGAAAAGCUCAGCCGCGACCGCCUCGCCUUCUCCAAGACCAUCCUGCGCAAGUACCUGCGCGACUGCAUCGUGCGCGCCGCCAACAUCGGCGCAGAAUGGCGCGUCAAGGACUGGCUCGCGCGCAAGUACGCCAUCCCGCUCGAGCCCAGUGACGAGAUCACGCAGAAGAACGAGGCGCUCAAGGACGCCAAGCUGUCCAAGCGCAAAAAGUACCUGCUCGUCGACGGCGACGACUCGGGCACCGACUCGAGCAAGAAGCUCAAGAAGCUCAGCGCCGCUGCCCAGCGCAAGGCGGAUGCCGCCGAGCAGGCGGCGCUCGAAAAGGCAAAGGAGGACGAGCGGCUGCGCAGGAAGAACCUCAAGUAUCCCAUCGACGACCUCGAGCUCGACCCCAUCACCAAACGCGAGCUCAUGGUCAAGGUGCCCGGCGAGCUCGAGCGGCGCAAGCAACGCCCGGUGCCAGGUCGGGGCAGUUUGGCGCUGCCCGUGCCCGGCGAGCUGUUUGAGCUGUUCAUCGUGAGCUACUACUUUCUCGUCUCGCACGGCAAGCCGUUAUUGCUCUCGACGUUUACGCUCGACGACUACGAGCAGGCGCUGCAGCAUCGGCUUUCUGACCCGCCCUGCACGCUGCUCAACGAGAUCCACCGCACGCUCAUCAACCUCGUCGUGCGCGAUGGCGGUAACAGCCUCGUCUCGACCACCUCGGCGCUCGAAGCCACGCUGGACCUUCCCGCCUCGGCCCCCACGAGUGUGGACGGCGACGACGAAGACGAUCACGCGCGCAGCGAUGCCGCUUCGGACGUGGACGAGCUGGACGCAUCGCCGAACGGUGCCGGCACCAACGGCGGGGCGGGCACGAGUGGCGAGGCGGCUGCGAUCGCGUCGCUGCUCGAGGCGGCGCGCGAGCUGAGUGCCGGAUGGGAGACGCUGGUGGUGCGUGCGGACCACCGGCGCGAGCGCUGGGAGAACUCGCUGGUGGGGCUCAUCGCCGCGCGCGCCACGCCCGACACGCUGCCCAACAUGAUCGGCAUCCUCUCGCACCUCACCGCCGUCGAGCAUGCCGACGGCUACAUCGACGGCGAGUGGGUCGCCGAGCUGUACGACUCGCCCGCACACCGAUACCCGCUCCUCAGCCUCAGGGAUAAGCUGCACAUUCUGGAUUUCCUCUGCUCCGAGGCCGUCAUGACGCGCGCCGUCAAGACGUUCUACGACGAGUGCGAGGCGCAGGUCACCGAGCUGCGCAAGGACAAGAUCGAGCUCAGCCGCGAGCGCAAGCGGCUCGCCGAGGCGCGCGACGAGUUUGAGGGCAAGCACAACAAGGACGAUGCGGAUGGCGAGGGCGAGGGCGAUGCAGAAGCCGGAGAAGGCGAGGAGGCCGAGGAGGAAGAGGACGAGGAAGAGGAGGAGGAGGAUGAGCUUGCGUCAGAUUCGGAGCGAUCCGCGCGCGAAGGCUCAUCGCUCUCGGACGGGCGCGGGGGGCGGGGUGGUGGAUCGCGGCAAGAGAUCCUGCGACAAAAGGCGCUGGAGAAGCGCGCGCACGAGGCGGCACAGCGGGUGGAGCAGGCCAAAGCUCGCGAGCUGCACCGUGCCAAGCUGGCGGAGAACAAGAUCCUCACCGCACAGCGACGACGGCUGGAAGAGGAUGAGGCGCGGCUCGCGCGGCGCGACGAGCAGCUCGAGCGCGAGUUCCGCCGCUUGCUGCACGUGGCGCGCAUGGUGCCGCUCGGCCGCGACCGGUUCGGCGACAAGUACUGGUGGUUCGACGGGCUCGGCUCGUGCUCCCUCGUCACGGCCUCGGACAAACCCACGUACCAAACAGGUCGACUCUUUAUCCAAGCCGCCUCUACCGACGAAACAGCCCUUCUGCUUCCCGACACCGAGGUGAAGCGCGAUGCAUACGCGGAGCUCCUCCACCCCACUCUUACGGCUGAGCGAUUGGAGGCGCGCAAAGAGGCAGAGUUGGGAGAAGGCGGAGUGUUGGCCCCGGGGGAAUGGGCGGUGUAUACCGAGCCCGAGAGGAUCCAAGAGUUGCUGGCAUGGUUGCGUCCCAAGGGCCACCGUGAACAUGCGCUCAAGCAGCAUCUGCUCAAGUUCCGAACGCAUCUCGAGGGCGGCAUGAAGAAACGCAAUGCCGAUCUGGGCGCGAAUCUCAAGGACGCCUUCGAUGCCGUGCGUCGCUCGGCGCGUGCGGCCAAGAGCGAUACCAACGGGACAAGGCUCGCCUACAUGAGCUGGAAAAACACCCUCGACAAGUCAAAGUAG
Molecule: messenger RNA, 2958 nt
Organism: Moesziomyces antarcticus
Lineage: Eukaryota; Fungi; Basidiomycota; Ustilaginomycetes; Ustilaginales; Ustilaginaceae
Product: chromatin remodeling complex protein
Exons: 1
Coding region: 1-2958 (985 amino acids)
Source: RefSeq, a predicted model, not a curated record